Molecule: messenger RNA, 1229 nt
Organism: Scomber scombrus (Atlantic mackerel)
Lineage: Eukaryota; Metazoa; Chordata; Actinopteri; Scombriformes; Scombridae
Gene: rabl3
Product: RAB, member of RAS oncogene family-like 3
Exons: 8
Coding region: 6-707 (233 amino acids)
Biological process (GO): intracellular protein transport
Cellular component (GO): endomembrane system
Molecular function (GO): GTPase activity
Source: RefSeq, a predicted model, not a curated record
CAGAAAUGGCUUCUCUUGAUAGGGUUAAAGUCUUGGUUUUAGGAGAUUCCGGUGUGGGAAAGUCUUCCUUAGUCCAUCUGCUAUGUCAGAACCAGGUUUUAGGAAACCCAUCAUGGACGGUUGGUUGCUCUGUCGAUGUACGGGUUCAAGACUAUAAGGAGGGAACACCAGAGGAGAAAACCUACUACAUUGAACUGUGGGAUGUUGGAGGAUCUGUUGGCAGUGCUAGCAGUAUCAAAAGCGUCAGAGCUGUCUUUUACAACUCAGUUAAUGGAAUUAUAUUGGUGCACGAUUUGACAAAUAAGAAAUCCAAUCAGAAUCUCUACCGGUGGUCACUAGAAGCUUUGAACAAGGACUCUUCUCCAACAGGUGUCAUCGUCUCAAAUGGUGACUAUGACCGAGAGCAGUUUGCAGAGAACUCAGUGCCUUUGUUGCUGAUUGGCACCAAGUUUGACCAGAUCCCAGAGAACAAACGCAAUGAAGUUCUCACCCGGACGGCCUUCUUGUCUGAGGACUUCAACGCUGAGGAGAUCAAUCUGGACUGCACCAACCCAAGGUACCUUGCUGCAGGCACGUCAAAUGCAGUGAAGCUUAGCAGAUUCUUUGACAAGGUAAUAGAGAAGAGAUAUUUCACAAGAGAUCCAAGCCAGAUGACGGGUUUCACAGACAGAAAACGGUUCAACUUCAAAAGUUUGCACUACGACUGACAAACUGUGAACACAACAACAGUUUUCUGUGGUCUCAGCAUGACACCUGUGGGCUUUUACAACACAAUUCAACAAUCACACUCACUCACUUGCUCUUAUUCAUACUUUCAUACCAACCCCAUUUUCACUGCUGUUUCUCCUUAAUGAAAACCCCCCUGAAUGUGUCUGCAAUCUGUAACUCUUUCAUUUACAGUAAGAUUCAAAUGUGUAUCACAAAAAUAUUGGAUUGUUAAUUAACUUAGCAGAAUAAAGAAACGCAUAUUCAAAGCUGACCAAGCUAGCACAAUAAUUUGCAAAAGAGAACAAUUUCAAAAUUUCAAAAAAGAAAUAAGGCUUUUAACUGGGUUUGAAAGGACAUAUGCAGAUGAAUGUACAGUGUAAAUGUUGUGUUUGAUUACUCAACCCUCCCCCCCAGAACUUUAAAUAAUGCAUUCAAUUCUAUUUCUCACAUGUAAGCUUAGUGAUUUUUUUUUAUAUAUAAUUGAUUUUCUAAAUGUUUGUGAAAUAAUAAACAGAUGAAAG